Messenger RNA from Aspergillus pseudoviridinutans, 1482 nucleotides. RefSeq names its product ribosome biogenesis protein LTV1. Gene Ontology annotation, biological process: ribosomal small subunit export from nucleus; ribosomal small subunit biogenesis. Lineage: Eukaryota; Fungi; Ascomycota; Eurotiomycetes; Eurotiales; Aspergillaceae. The record is from RefSeq and is a predicted model, not a curated record. The transcript is spliced from 2 exons. Bases 1 to 1482 code for a protein of 493 amino acids. Gene Ontology annotation, cellular component: preribosome, small subunit precursor; nucleus; cytosol.
AUGCCUCCUCGCAAGCAGUGGAUUGAUAAGAAAAAUGCCACCACAUACCAGCUCUUUCACCGAUCUCAACAUGAUCCUUUGAUUCACGACCCCGAAGCCGACGACCGUGUCUUGCACCCUGUUUCAGGGCCGUCGCUUCCAAUCUCAGAAGGUCCGAAGCGGAGCAAGAAUCUGUCGGAUCUGUCCAGCGAAUUCGGAUCAGACUCCGUUCGGCACAACGAGGGCGAGGCUGCGAACUAUGGCAUUUUCUUCGAUGACUCGAAAUAUGACUACAUGCAGCAUCUGCGGGAGCUGGGAACAGGUGGCGGCGAGUCGUACUUUGUGGAGGCUACGAGCAAGGGAAAGAGCAAGGCUAAGGGGAUGAAGCUGGAAGAUGCCCUGAAGCAACAAAUGACACUGGAUGAUACAAGGAGCGAGUUUGGCGCCGGCAGUGUCUACGGAUCUGAAUAUACUUCGGACCUGCGCUCGACCACUUCAUCAUACUCUCGCAAACCGACUUACCAGGACCAACAAGAUGUCCCCGAUGCGAUUGCAGGUUUCCAGCCUGACAUGGAUCCUCGUCUUCGUGAAGUGCUCGAGGCGCUUGAGGACGAGGAAUAUGUCGACCCGGAUGAUGAGGAGGAUGUCUUCGGCAAAUUGACCAACAAUGCGGAGGAGCUGGAUGCAGGCGACUGGGAGGACACACUUUUUGACGAAGGAGACGAAGACGACGGCUGGGAGUCUGAUGCAACAGAAAAAGCACCCGUGCAGAUGGACACUACCGAGGCCAAGGCGGACCACGGCGGUGUUCCUCUUCCUCCAAACUCAAAUGACCAGGAGCCUGGAGAACUGCCAAGCCACGACGCACCCGCUCCAGACAUGGACCCCGAGGACCAGGGAUGGAUGCGCGAGUUCGCCAAGUUCAAGAAGGACGGCAAAGUGAAAGCUGCGCCAGUAGCGCCGCCAAGCAUCGUCCCUUCGGAGCAGCGCAGCACUCUCGCUUCCACCAUCUUCACCGUGGGGGGCACGCCAAUUCGCAGAAAGAAGCGCAAGGGCGCACUCACCAACCCCUCCGCCUACUCUAUGACGUCGUCUGCUCUGGCCCGUACAGAAGGACACCGGCUUCUUGACGACCGAUUCGAUAGGGUAGAAGCGCUCUAUGCGCUCGACGAGGAAGGCGAGGACUACGACGAUAACAUGUCCAUGGUCAGUGGCAUGACUGGCAUGACUGGUAUGACCGGCAUCUCUACCGUUUCAUCGCAAGCGCCCAGCCUCAUUGACGCCAACGGGCGCGAGGUUGCCCCGCGACACAACUUCAAUGAGGUCAUGGACGACUUCCUUGCCGGGUGGGAUGAUAAGACGAGCGCCCAGGCGAAGCGUAAGGGCGCCAAGGCCAAGAGAGGCAAAAACGGCAACGAGGCCAUUGGAAUCAAGAUGUUGGAGGAGAUUCGACAGGGUCUCGGCCCCGCCAGGGUGCCAGGAAAGGUUUCUGGCCGGGCAUAA